Messenger RNA from Gorilla gorilla gorilla (western lowland gorilla), 4999 nucleotides. Its product is annotated as WASP homolog-associated protein with actin, membranes and microtubules. Gene Ontology annotation, biological process: endoplasmic reticulum to Golgi vesicle-mediated transport; Arp2/3 complex-mediated actin nucleation. Gene Ontology annotation, molecular function: Arp2/3 complex binding. The record is from RefSeq and is a predicted model, not a curated record. Lineage: Eukaryota; Metazoa; Chordata; Mammalia; Primates; Hominidae. Gene Ontology annotation, cellular component: cytoplasm; endoplasmic reticulum-Golgi intermediate compartment membrane.
AUGGAGGACUAGCAGCCCGACAGCCUGGAGGGCUGGGCGCCGGUCCGGGAGGGCCUCUUCGCCGAUCCCCAGAGGCACCGGUUGCGCUUCCUGGUGGCUUGGAACGGCGCGGAGGGCAAGUUUGCUGUGACUUGUCACGACCGCACCGCGCAGCAGCCGCGGCGGCGCGAAGGGGCCCAGCUGGGGCUGGAGCACAAGCCCGAGGCCGCCGUGUCCCCGCCCAUCUGGGCCGGCCGGCUCUCGGCCGCGGGGUUCCGCGGCGCGCGCCGGCAGCUAGCGGCGCUGUGGCCGCCUCUGGAACACUGCUUCCCACGGCUGCCGCCGGAGCUGGACGUGGGCGGCGGCGGGGCCUGAGGUCUGGGGCUCGGGCGGUGGGCGCUGCUCUGGCCGGCGCGCGCGGGCCCCGGCGAGGCGGCGCUGCAGGAGCUUUGCGGGCAGCUGGAGUGCUACCUGGGCGGCGCCACCGUGCGCGACGCUCUCUUCGCUGCUAAGGGCCGCGCGGCCGACUGCGAGAGCCUGCCUGACUUUCGGGAGCGGGCCCUGCGCGCCUGAUGGGUCGAGGCGGAUGCGCGGCUGCGUCAGGUUAUUCAAGGACACGGAAAAGCCAACACCAUGGUAGCAUUAAUGAAAGUUUACCAAGAGGAAGAUGAAGCCUACCAGGAAUUAGUUACCGUGGCAACCAUGUUCUUCCACUACUUACUGCGGCCAUUUAGGGCUAUGCGAGAAGUUGCAACUUUAUGUAAGCUUGAUAUUUUGAAGUCCUUGGAUGAGGAUGACCUAGGUCCUAGAAGGGUAGUUGCCCUGGAGAAAGAAGCUGCAGAAUGGACCAGACGGGCUGAAGAAGCUGUCGUCUCUAUUCAAGAUACCACAGUGAAUUAUUUUAAGGAGACAGUAAAAGCAUUAGCAGGAAUGCAGAAAGAAAUGGAACACGAUGUGAAGAGAUUUGGCCAGGCUGCCUGGGCCACAGCAAUUCCCAGGUUGGAAAAACUUACGCUAAUGCUAGCUCAAGAGACUCUGCAACUCAUGAGAGCGAAAGAGUUGUGUUUAAAUCACAAAAGAGCUGAAAUUCAGGGAAAGAUGGAAGAUCUUCCAGAACAAGAAAAAAAUAUAAAUGUUGUAGAUGAAUUAGAAAUACAAUUUUAUGAAAUUCAGUUAGAACUAUAUGAAGUUAAAUUUGAGAUAUUAAAAAACAAAGAAAUACUGCUUACUACACAGUUGGACUCUCUUAAAAGACUUAUAAAAGAAAAACAGGAUGAAGUUGUCUAUUACGAUCCAUGUGAAAGUCCAGAGGAACUUAGUCUGACUGUGGUGGGGCUGCAGGACGAUAAGAAUUCGGAAGUGAAAGAACUCAGAAGGCAGUGCCAGCAGCUGGAGUCUAUUAAACGGGGCAGGAUCUGUGUCAAAAGAGCUUCUCUCCAGAGUAGAAAGGAUCAGUGCAAAGAAAAUCAUUGGCUCAGAUUGCAACAGGCUGAAGAAAGCAUAAGAUAUUCUCGUCAGCAUCACAGUAUUCAGAUGAAAAGAGACAAGAUAAAAAGGAGCCAAAGAAAAAAGAAUGGAUCAACCAAGAACGUCAAACACUCCAACGAUUGAGAGCAUUUAAAGAUGUAAGUUCUAUAAGCAAUCACCUCAUCUACACUUCUGGGGAAAUAAAUGAAGACCACUCUAAAGAGGAAAGUAUUAAGAACAGGUCAUUCAGAACAUGAAACAUUUAAAAAAUAACAUUAUUUCUGGUAUAUCAAUAAAAAGCAACAACAAAAAUAGAAUAUCAGUGAUUCAAAACCCAUGAUAUAAAAUAACUGCUGUUUUUGACAUCACAACAUGCUUGGGUUCCUGCUCUGCACUCUUCACUGAGCAGUCCUUACUGGCACUGGUGGUUUAGAUUGGCAGGGAAAACUGAAAACUGUUCAACUCCCUUGACUUUAGCUGGCAUUUCCUCUCAUUUGUAAUAAACAAUUCUUUAAAAUGUUAUCCAGGCAGCAUUGUGAUAUAAGUGUAGUGAAAGUGCCCAGUUAAAAGUAAAAUGUGUUGUUUUUUUUUUUAUAUCUACAACUUUCUUUUUUCUUUUUUUUUUAAAGUAUAUACUUAAGAGGAUGAUGUUAUUUUUUUAUGCCCUCUGUUCCAGGCCUACAUUUAUAUUUCCUCCACAAAAUGAUCCUCAGUCUGUAAUUUUUGUUCUAUUUGACUUUAUUAUUAGAGAUAAAUUCCUUUAAUUAAAAAAAGCUACUAUGAAGAUUGAAAAAAUAAUUUUUUGCUUUUAUUUUUAAUUGACACAUAAUUGUACAUAUUUAUGAGGUAUAGUGUGAUAUUUUGAUACAGGUAUAUAAUGUGGAAUGAUCAAAUCAGGGUAAUUAGCGUAUCUAUCACCUCAAACAUUUAUCUAAAGGUAAAUAGGUUUUUUAAAAUAAUGUAAAUAGGGAGUCCGGCACAGUGGCUCAUGCCUGUAAUCCCAGCACUUUGGGAGGCUGAGGCGGGCGGAUUGCUUGAGACCAUGAAUUUGAGACCAGGCUGGGCAACAUGGUAAAACCCCAGCUCUCCUAAAAAUACAAAAACUAGCUGGGCAUGGUGGUGCAUUCCUGUAGUCCCAGCUACUUGGGAGGAAAAAUACCAAUUGUGCACAUACUUUUGUAAAAUUAUACGUAAACACUUUAUUUUUUAUGUCAUUCUAAAUAAUUUUUUGUAUGUUUCUAUUUCCAAACGUUGUUUGGUAAUAUAUAUAAAUAUGAUUGAUUUUGUUUAUUGAGUUUGCAUAUAACCACAUUACUAAACUCGCAUAUUGAGCAUUUUAAUAGGUUAUUUUGAAUACUUUUACAUAGACUGUUGUCUGAAAAUAGAAACAGGUUUAUUUCUUCCUUUCUGAUGUGGAUGUCACUGAUUUUUUUUCCUACAUUACUGAUCUGGCUAGGACUAUCAGUAUACAGUUGAAUAUAAGUGGUAAAAGAGCUGACCUCUUGCCUUGGAUCCAGUUUUUAAAUCAGUUGGAGAGUCGCCAUUAAGUGUAAUUUAGUGGUAAUUUUGUUUGUUUUUUUUUUGUUUGUUUUGUAGAUGCCCUCUAUCAGGAUAAGUUCCCUUUUCUCAUUUUGCUGAGAGUUUUUAUAAAGAAUAGCUAUUGAAUUUUGUCAAAUGCUUUUGCUGCAUCUGCUGAAAUGACACGUUUAUUCUUCAUCUACCUAAUAAUGUUGCAAUUUAUAUCUGUUGAGCUUUGAAUGUUGAACCAGCCUUGCAUUCAUGGUAUAAAUCACUUGUUUGUAAAGUAUUGUUUUUAAAUAUUGCUAGAUUUGAUAUCUUAGUAUUGUAUUUUUAUAUUUGUCUUCAUGUGUUUUUGUUUUCUCAUAAGUGUCUGUACCCCCCUUUUUUUUUCUUUAAAGAGAAAUAAUGAGAGAGAUUGUCUCUCUUGAAGUUCUCAGUGCCUGUGCAUUGCUGCCACUACACAGCUAGUAUCAUGACAGCAGCUUCAGAACCAGAGCUGGCUUCCAGGCAAGGCUGGGUGGGGAAGAAAGAGAAAAACAAAAGAAUUAUUUCUCUAUGCCGAGACCAGCUCGGUCAGGGAGACCCUAACCUAGUGGUGCUAGAGGAAUUAAAGACAUAGACACAGAAAUAUAGAGGUGUGAAGUGGGAAAUCAGGGGUCUCACAGCCUUCAGAGCUCAGCCACGAACAGAGAUUUACCCACGUAUUUAUUAAACAGCAAGCCAGUCAUUAGCAUUGUUUCUAUAGAUAUUAAAUUAACUAAAAGUAUCCCUUAUGGGAAACGAAGGGAUGGGCCGAAUUGAAGGAAUAGGUUGGGCUAGUUAACUGCAGCAGGAGCAUGUCCUUAAGGCACAGAUCGCUCAUGCUAUUGUUUGUGGCUUAAGAAUGCCUUUAAGCGGUUUUCCACCCCUGGUGGGCCAGGUGUUCCUUGCCUUCCUUGCCCUCAUUCCAGUAAACCCACAACCUUCCAGCAUGGGUGUUAGGGCCGUUAUGAACAUGUUACAGUGCUGCAGAGAUUUUAUUUAUGGCCAGUUUAUGGCCAGAUUUUGGGGGGCUUGCUCCCAACACUGUACAUAUGCUCCAUCUUGCAGAGGCUUCAUUCUUGGUUCUCUAGCUAAAAACAGUAGAAAUUUUGCACACCUGGGUUAGAAAAAAAAAAUAGCCAUUAAACCCACCCCUGUUACAGGUCACUAUUGGUAUUUUGAUUUUGCUUUCAAUCCAUCUGUUAUUGUUUACUUUUAAGAGUCCUUGAUAGUUGCUUUUUAUGUCCAGAGUUUUAAUUUCAGUCAGAAAGAGAAAUAGGCCUUGGUGAGCAUGCUUUGUCUUGGUGCCAGAAGUCUAUACUCAAAUAUUUUUAAAAUAAUUUUUAGUUGAAUAACAAGUUAGACCUGUGCUUAGCUUUCUCAUUGUUUUCCUAAAAAUAGAAGAAAAGGUUUUAAAUACUUUAACCAUGAAAUAAUUUAAAGCAGGUUUAAAAUAAACUCCUUCAUUUUGCCUGUUCUAUUACUCUGUUCUCACACUGCUAAUAAAGACAUACCCAAGACUGGUAAUUUAUAAAGUAAAUAGGUUUAAUUGACUCACAGUUCCACAUGGCUGGGGAGGCCUCCCAAUCAUGGCAGAAGGUGAAUGAGGAGCAAAGUCACAUCUUACAUGGUGGCAGGCAAGAGAGAGAGCGUGUGUGCAGGGGAAUUUCCCUUUAUAAAACCGUCCAAUCUCAUGAGACUUAUUCACUCUCAUGGGAGCAGCAUGAGAAAGACUCACCUCCGUGAUUCCGUUACCUCCCACUGUGUCCCUGCCACAACAUGUGGGAAUUGUGGGAGCUAAAAAUCAAGAUGAGAUUUGGGUAGGAACACAGUCAAACCAUAUCUCCUAUAUACAUUCACACUAGCAUUUUAGUUUUAGAACUAGUUCUAUGUUACUAUCUGAAUUAAUUUUUCCACAAUUUUGUAAGGAAAAAUAAUGCCUUCUUUGAAUUUCAUGUGUAAAUGAUAUUUUUAGUUUUGUGUCAUUUUGUCCAAUAAAUUCUGAAAAUCU